Xenopus laevis (African clawed frog) is the source of this 3418-nucleotide messenger RNA. It is a transcript of the gene rorb.2.L, whose product is annotated as RAR-related orphan receptor B, gene 2 L homeolog. The coding region runs from base 547 to 1899 and encodes 450 amino acids. Gene Ontology annotation, cellular component: nucleus. Lineage: Eukaryota; Metazoa; Chordata; Amphibia; Anura; Pipidae. Gene Ontology annotation, molecular function: sequence-specific DNA binding; nuclear receptor activity; zinc ion binding. Gene Ontology annotation, biological process: intracellular receptor signaling pathway; regulation of DNA-templated transcription; regulation of gene expression. The transcript has 10 exons. The record is from RefSeq and is a predicted model, not a curated record.
AAGGGAGUUCCUGUCAGGAGGAGCUACUGGCAAUUGGCAAAUACGAAACUGGAGAAGUAGUUUGACAGCUGGGAGGACUGGAGUACGGACAGGACCGGGACGUUACUUUUCAGGAUACAGAAUUGAAGUGCAAGCUCAUUGAACCGCACGGAAUCAGGAAAACUAUGCGAGUCCUGCUGGGCUAAUCCUAUUAAGAUUAACAAGGGGUUCUGUAUACUGUGUCAUCAUCUGAACGUGCAACCUAGUGAGCCAACCUAACAGGCUGCGUGUGUGCCAUACACAACUGUAAGACUGGUGCUGUCACUUUAGCGCUGCGCCACUCUGCUUGUUGGUCAGGUUGAGCGCUGGAGAGCUGAAAGAGCGCGUUAAGUUUCUGAGAAAAAGAACCCGUUAUUAGCUGUUCUAAAGGACGCGUUAAGGCUGCAUUCUACUGUUGCACAGCAUUAGAAAAGAACCAAGUUGCACAUCCACCCUCCCCCUGGUCUAACCAGCAAACGUAAAGCGAUAUAUCAUUCAUGUUUGAGUUAACCCCAUCCUAACAUCACCAUGAGAGCACAGAUAGAAGUUAUCCCAUGUAAAAUAUGUGGAGAUAAAUCAUCUGGAAUUCAUUAUGGUGUGAUUACCUGUGAAGGAUGUAAGGGUUUCUUCAGAAGAAGUCAGCAAAACAAUGCCAACUACUCAUGUUCUCGCCAGCGCAACUGUUUAAUUGACCGAACCAACCGCAACCGUUGCCAACAUUGCCGACUGCAGAAGUGCCUGGAACUAGGCAUGUCCAGAGAUGCGGUGAAAUUUGGUCGCAUGUCCAAAAAACAAAGAGACAGCCUGUAUGCUGAGGUCCAGAAGCACCAGCAAAACCAAGACCAAAUCCUGACCAGGGACAGUAAAGAUACAGUCUCUCGGAGUUACUCCACCAGCCCAAGCAGUGGCCUGUCGGACUUAGAAGAAUUAAGUGGCUUGUCAGAUGGUCUGCUCUUUGAUUUCCCCCUUACUCCUGAAGGAUGCAGCUCAUACUACAGUUUGGAGCUCCCAAUUUCUACAGAACCUUCUCCUGACCCUACCCAUGGGACCACACUGGAGGAGUUGCCUGUACACUAUUCUUUGGGAUUGAUAGAAGAACAAAGGUUGCUGGACUUAAACAUUACAGAAAUAGAACACGUGACUCAGAACAUCAUCCGGUCCCAUUUAGGCACCUGCCAGUUUACCAGUGAAGAACUUAGUAAUAUGAUCUGGAAUGUUCAUUCACAGGAGGAGGUAUGCAGCCUGCAGAGCAAGCCAUGUGAGAUGAUGUGGCAACUCUGUUCAAUCCAUAUUUCAAAUGCUAUCCAGUAUGUAGUGGAGUUUGCAAAACGCUUAGAUGGUUUCAUGGAGCUGUGUCAAAAUGACCAGAUUGUGCUGCUUAAAGCAGGUUGUCUGGAAGUCCUGCUCAUUAGAAUGACACGAGCAUUUAACCCUUCAAACAACACCGUGCUUUUUGAAGGAAAGUUUGGAGGAAUUCAAAUGUUUCGAUCUCUUGGAUGUGAUGAUCUCCUGUAUGCCAUCUUUGAUCUUGGUCGAACCCUUUGUCGCCUCAGGUUGUCAGAUGAGGAGAUUGCUUUAUUUACAGCUGCCGUUCUGAUGUCACCAGAUCGUCCUUGGCUAACAGAAUCCAAGAAAGUUCAAAAACUUCAGGACAGGAUAUUCCUGGCCUUGCAGAAGGAAAUACAAAAGAGACAUUGUAGUGAAGAUCUUUUGACUAAGAUGAUUUCCAAACUCCCACUUAUGAAGACAAUCUGCAACCUGCACGCAGACAAGCUGGAGUUUUUUCGCCUUCUGCAUCCUGACACUGCCCAGAUAUUCCCACCAUUGUAUAAGGAGGUAUUCUGCUCCGACCCCCAGUUUACUGACUUCAGAGAAACUUAAAUGAUUAAGGAGCAAAUCUCAACUUUAUUCUUCUAUUAAAUGUAAUACUCACCUUUGGACAUCAUGCAAAUGACAAAAUGGGGGUAUCUGACUAUAUGCAGAGGAUUGCCUUCUUAGAUGCCUGCUUUAUUCGAAAUCAGUGGCAGACUAUCAGUAUACAAGUAGACAAACUAAAAAUGAUCUGUUUGGAAAGACAAGCACCGAGUGUAUGUUGUGACCAUUACAUUCACCAUUGGAAUGAUACAUUUGAUCUACCCAAACUAAUUUAUUUUUGUACACCCCAGCAUAUUUGUAUAUAAGAUUGAAAAAAAUAUUAGAUGUUUUUCCAUUGACCAUGUCACUGGCUGAAUUCUUCUAUGAAUGACUUAAAAAUUCUGUUGAACAUUAGCAGGCCUGGAUUUGUGGAGAGGCCACCAAGGCUCGGUCCUAGGGCGGCAGGAUUUUAUGGGGCGGCAUGCUGCCCAACACACAUUGGUUCAGAAACACUGGGGAGGCGCAGGAGAUACGAUAGUUUUUAACAUUUCCCGUGCGCCAAUCCCCAUUGCUCUGGUCCCAAAAAUGAAAAUUUGAUUUAAUCAAAGUUACGGUACGGGGCAAUGAAUGACAGCAGGCCUAGGGGAGCCUGCUAUGUAAAUCCGGCCCUGAACAUUAGUCAUUAAUUACAUUUAAUAUGUUGGGUUUUUGUAGGCAUUUCUACAUAGUGGGAUUUCAAGUCAUAAUAUUUUCUAAAACACACUAUGCUUCAUUAUGAGCACUGCUCCAGUCUAGAAAGAAAGAGGAAUGACAUUUUUCAUCUGUAGAAUUAUUCAUUCCCAAUAAAUAGGAAUGAAAAAAAACCCAAACCUUUUGGUAGGUGCAACUCGUGUUUGUUUUGUUUGUUCUUUAGAAACAUGGCACCUGAAGUCUGGCAUGCUAUGAUACAGCAAGAAAUACUGGAAAAUUGAACCACUAUAUUGGUUCAACCUCUUUAAUUUGUGUAAUGUGCACAUUUGGAUUUACCCUUUACAUUAUUACGGCAAAUGUCUCCUGUUUCUCAGAAAAAUUAGCGAAAUUCGCGAAACGCUGAAAAAUUUGUGAAAUUCAAAAAUUUACACCUGUGUCAAUUUUGCCGCUGGUGUUUAAGUCAAUGGGUGUCCGAAUAAUGUUGACGCACAGCGAUUUUCUGACGUGCGACUAAAAUUUCCCGACACUGAUGAAUUUUCUCAGGAGUUUCGCGAAUUCUCGUCCGGCGAAUAUAUAUAUAUAUAUAUAGUCCAAAUAUAUGCCCUGUAUAAAUGACGUUGUUUAUUACAAUUACUUAAUUAUGUACAUAUGCUAAUAGUCUCUAUACAUUUAAUUUAUUUUCAGAUUAAUGUACUACUCCCCUUCAUGGGAGAAAAUAACAAACAUGAAGCAAUACCUCAGAAAAUGCAUAAAAUAUAUUUAUCUGAAACUAUAGUAGCAUAUAAAAGUCCCUUCUUGUUAAGGAUUUUAUUUUUAUAAAAAAAAAUGUAAAACUAAAUAUAAAAAACUGCAAAUA